UGCUCAUCCCACCAGAGGCUUGGUGGAGAAUGGUAGUGAUGGUCCCGGGUUGGGAUGGUCAGGGCUAGUGGGGAGGCAGCUUUUCCUAUGGUAGGCUGAUCACAGCCCUGUGAUAUCAUUUGGAAACUCUUGCUGAAGCUUUGUUUUUCUCCUCUUGUUUGGGCCUGUGGAAAGAGCCUUUCAUUGCUUAGCAUUUCAGGUGCGGGGAUUAACUUUGGAGCCAGACAGUCUGAAGGUCUGUUUUAAAAUGCUGGGGAGCUUUCAGAGGGUGGAGGGACUGAAAACAUACAGAACAAAUGAUCUUUUGGAGUCAGCUCUGGGGAACUUGGGCAAAGCCCAGGAACCCAGGGGUUACUCUCCAUUGUGGUCCCCCAAACAAGAGGCAUCACUAGAAGCAGAAUCACCUGGGAGUCUGUCAGACACUCAGCAGGACUGGUGAUGAGCUCCCGCUGGAGCAGCACAGCCCUUCUUUACGCCCUGUGGAAUUCCUGACGGAGACCAGCGUCAUGCACAGUGCUGCACCUGUGGCCUUAACAGAGACUGUUCCAGGGUCCCAGCCAAGCAUGUCUGUCCUUGUCCUGUCCUCUCCACCUGCUACUACUUUUGAUACAGCCUUUUUAAACCACAAACAACAGACUCAAAGUACAGCAGAGCACAGCAUCUUUGAGGCAAAUUACGGAUCCGUGACGAGUAAUGAGAUAGCCAUGGAUGAGGAGAUGGACAACUUUUUGCCAGAUGCCCACUGGACCUCUUCACGAGUGGUUUCCCCAGUGCAGUAUAUCACACUGAGCCCUCUAGAGCCACCCCAGGAGAUGACUCCCUUACUACCCACUGUUUCUCUGCAGGACGAAGUGCUGCCCGGAUGUCAGAGCACAGCGCAACAGGCAACUCUGCGAGUGGAGUCCUCCAGUUACUUCAGCACUUCUUGGUCAGCUUCUGUCACAUCUGAGGGCAUCAUUCCAACUCCCAGUAGGAAUGUGGUGCUUCAUCCUACAGGAAUUCACAGCCAGUUAUCAAGCAAGGCUUUGCCAGAGAUUGUAGCUUCUGUAACAGAGGGUGCAGAAAACCUCCUUUUCAGCUCCUGGAUUUCAGUGUCUCAGCCGCUAGGCAAUGGCAUGACUCAACAGCCAUCUGUUCCCCUGUGGGAGGUCUCACAGCCUCUACUGGGUGUCCUGGCCACCAGCACAGACGGAUACCCUAAUGAGACCACUGCCUGGAGUGGACUUUUAGAAGAAGCCAUUUCUCCAAGAACACACCCCAGUGCAAGCACGUCGCCUACAGACCCUGUUUUCAGCAGCCUACCACCACCUUCUUUAUUUUCAACCUCACUUUCAUCCAUGUCUUUCACUACUCAGUCACCUGGAGUUUCAGAUAACCCCUUCCUCUCUGACAAGGCCAGGGAAACCUUAGAGUCACCGAACAGCUCCAUGGUCCCCAGUUUCACUGAGCAUCCUCAUGUCCUGAGCCCCCAGGCUUCCCAGAGACCACACACAUGGUGUGUGUCCUGUGCAGUCUUAUCAUCUCAGCAAGUUGUGGCCAGUAGCCUCACGGAGAAGCCUGUGGAAACAGAGGACAGGCUUGAGACUUUGUCUGUGGCCUCAGUAGAAGCAAGCCGGCUCUCUCCACUGAGCAGCAUGGGCACAGCCCUCUCUGAACUGGAAGAUCUUCAAGAAUUUAAUACACUUCUCCCUUCCAGACCUGUGGUUUCUCUUUCUUCCAGUUCUGUGGGGCUGUGGCAAGCCAGCAUGGAUAUGUCACCCGAGGCGGGUAUGAGUGGCAUUAUCACUCAGGUGUACCCUUCAUACGGCCUCCUCUCCACACCAAGCUCACUGGAUUCCACUUUCAGCUUCUCUGCCACCAGUGAUCAAGUGAUGCCAUCCAGUGUAACCCAUCUGUUGUCCUCGGUCAUUGCCAGCUCCCAUUUUGACUCAUCUUUCUCCUUGACUACAAGUCAAAAUAUGUCAUCCCUUCCAACUGGAAGCCCAAGCCUUCUCACCUCUUACAGUCUGGUCCCUUCAGUAGAGUCUAAAGUUUUUUCUGACCAAGAAAAAUCUACCAGCUUUCUGGAACUCGAAUCUAGAAGUCUUUUGGAUUUCCCUUCCAGCUUUUACUCAACUCCACCCCUGGACUCCAGCACUCCGGCCCCUUCACGGUCAGACGAUCUUGCUUUUCCAUCUUUGAUGUCAAGCGAUCCAUCAACCUUCUUUUCUCAAACUCUUCCCACCAUGGCUGAGACAUUGUCAUUGUUCAGCUCUAUCAGUUUGCAAUCACCUCAGCUUUCUGUUCUUAAUUCCCCAAGUCUAGAGCCGUCUCAGCUGUGGUCAAGUUCAGACCUUCUUUUGAAGACAGCCACUUUUCUUCCUACUCACUCUGAAAUGCCCCCACUUUCAAGCUCCCUCUCUGAGUCUCUCAAGUUCGCCAAAGCAUCGAGAGUUUCACUGGUAGAGUCCGAUGUUCAUCUUACCUCAGCUUUCUCUGAAACUACCUCUGCCUUUGAAUUUUCACCCAUUCCUCAUGAAUCCACAGACAGCACACUGGUGCCCUCCAUUUCUGAGCCCACCCUUGGCAUCUCCACAGCUGGGACUCACUUCAUAUCACUGCCAACUGUUUUCUAUUUGACACCCAUUUUAACUGAGUCAUCUCCAUUCUUGACUCUGACACCCUCUGAUGGCAGCGUGCAUGCGACCGAUCAUCACACUCCUGUUUUACCCACGUUCUCCAGUGUCAUAGCGACCAAUACAGAGUCGAUCUCUGAUCCAUACCUGUCAGCCUCCUCAUCACUUGCUUCCGAAGUAAGCCCUUCACCUCUGCCCACAAAGCCAGUCGUGGGCUCAUCAUUGACACCCACAGAUUUACCACCCAGUACGUCCCCAGAACCAAGUACAUCCCCGGAACCAAGCAUGUCCAACACCAGCACUGCCCCUGGUGAUACUGUGGACUCUGCUCCGAACAGCGAGCCUAUGAGUCAGAACCCUCAGGGGAACAGUGUACCCCCUCCCCAACCCUCCCUCGGUCCUGUAACCACCUCCACGCUCGAAGCCACAGUUGGUACACCAGCACUGGCCACAGCCAAGCCGCCAUAUGUGUGUGAUAUUACAGUUCCCGAUGCCUAUUUGAUCACAACUGUGCUGGCCAGGCGAGCUGUGCAGGAGUACAUCAUUACAUCAAUCAAGGAAGUGUUGCGAAUUCACUUCAAUCGCGUGGUGGAGCUGAAGGUUUAUGAACUGUUCACAGACUUCACUUUUCUGGUAACAUCUGGUCCUUUUGUUUACACGGCGAUAUCAGUCAUUAAUGUCCUCAUCAAUAGCAAACUUGUUCGUGACCAGACUCCUUUAAUCUUGUCUGUGAAACCAUCUUUCCUCGUGCCAGAUCCCAGGUUUCAAGUUCAAACAGUACUGCAGUUUGUGCCUCCAAGUGUGGAUACUGGCUUCUGUAACUUCACCCAGAGCAUCGAGAAAGGCCUGAUGACAGCGCUUUUUGAAGUGAGGAAGCAGCAGGGGACUUAUAACCUCACAGUACAGAUUGUGAAUGUCACCAUUGACGCUUCGAGGGCGACUUCCCGGAGGGGCCCAGUGAAUAUUAUCUUUGCUGUUAAAGGCAUGCAGGGUUUUCUGAAUGGGUCAGAGGUGAGCGAUCUGCUCAGGAACCUGACAGUGGUGGAGUUCAGCUUCUACCUGGGGUACCCGGUGCUGCAGAUCGCGGAGCCCUUCCAGUACCCACAGCUCAACUUAUCUCAACUGCUGAAGUCCUCUUGGGUCAGAACAGUCCUUCUGGGUGUAGUGGAGAAGCAGCUCCAUAAUGAAGUGUUUCCAGCUGAGAUGGAGCGCAAGCUGGCCCAGCUUCUCAGUGAGGUGCCCACCAGGAGACGCAUGUGGCGGAGGGCCACCGUGGCCUCUGGGAACAGCGUGGUACAGGUGGUGAACGUGUCCCGGCUGGAGGGCGAGGACGAUCCGGUGCAGCUCAUCUACUUUGUGGAGAAUCAAGACGGAGAGAGACUCAGUGCCACCAAGUCUUCAGAUCUGAUCAACAAGGUAGACCUCCAGAGAGCAGCCAUCAUCUUGGGGUACCGAAUUCAAGGUGCCAUUGCCCAGCCUGUGGACAGGGUGAAGAGGCCAUCCCCGGAGUCACAGAGCAGCAACCUAUGGGUCGUGGUUGGUGUGGUCAUCCCAGUGUUGGUGGUCACUGUGAUUGUCGUCAUCCUCUACUGGAAGCUGUGCCGCACAGAUAAGCUAGACUUCCAGCCGGACACGAUAGCCAACAUACAACAGCGACAGAAGCUGCAGAUUCCCAGUGUGAAAGGCUUCGAUUUUGCUAAGCAGCAUUUGGGUCAGCAAAACAAAGAUGACAUACUGAUUAUUCACGAGCCAGCACCACUGCCAGGACCUGUGAAGGACCACACCACACCCUCUGAAAAUGGAGAUGUACCGAGCCCAAAGGCAAAGGCCCCUCCCAAGAACACCCGACACAGAGGACGAAUUUCCCCCUCAGAUGCCGACUCUACAGUCAGCGAGGACUCCAGCGAGAGGGAUGCAGGAGAGAAGAUGCCAGCCACUGCCCAGGAGAGCAAGGCCCACAGAGCUCUGCAGAGCGGUGCCCCGCUGCCCAGUUCAGGCAAUGAGCAGCAUUCCUCGGCCUCCAUUUUUGAGCACGUGGACAGGAUUUCCCGAACCUCAGAGGCCAGCCGCCGGGUUCCCAGUAAGAUCCAGCUUAUUGCCAUGCAGCCCAUCCCAGCCCCCCCAGUACAGCACCCUGUCCUGGCUGACCGAGUGGCAGAGACCAACAAAAUCAACAAGGAGAUCCAGUCUGCGCUGCGCCACAAGUCAGAGAUUGAGCACCAUCGCAACAAGAUCCGCCUGCGAGCCAAACGCCGAGGCCACUACGAGUUUCCUGUGGUAGAUGACCUGUCUUCCGGUGACACCAAAGAGCGACACCGAGUGUACCGCAGGGCACAAAUGCAGAUUGACAAGAUCCUGGACCCUGCAGCCAGUGUGCCAUCUGUAUUCAUAGAGCCCAGGAAGAGCUCAAGGAUGAAACGUUCUCCCAAGCCACGCCGGAAACACCAGGUCAAUGGCUGUCCCGCUGAUGCCGAGAAGGACAGACUCAUCACCACAGACAGUGAUGGCACGUACAAGCGGCCCCCGGGUGUGCACAACUCUGCCUACAUUGGAUGCCCGUCUGAUCCUGACCUCCCGGGUGAUGUGCAGACCCCAUCCUCUGCUGAGCUGGGCAGGUAUCCUGGACUGCCCUUCUCUGCCUCUCAGUACAUCCCACCCCAGCCAUCCAUCGAGGAGGCCCGCCAGACCAUGCACUCACUUCUGGAUGAUGCCUUCGCCCUUGUGGCUCCCAGCAGCCAGCCUACCAACACUGUGGGAGCAGGUCCUGGGGUGCCAGCAGGCCUGCCUGUGAACAGCACCCCUUCCAGGGAAGAAAGGCGAGCCACGCAGUGGGGGUCUUUCUACAGUCCAGCCCAGAUGGCCAACAACCCCUGCAGCAGAUAUGAAGACUAUGGGAUGACGCCUCCAUCUGGUCCAUUGCCAAGCAGACCUAGCUUUGGCCCAGGGUUGCUGCCGUCUUCAGAGUUGGUCCCCCCUGAGCCCCCACAGCCACAGUCGUCAGCUGAUGCUCCAUUUGCUGCCCGAGGGGUCUACUCAGAGGAGAUGCCAUCGGUGGCCCGGCCUCGGCCUGUUGGGGGCACUACAGGGUCCCAGAUCCAGCAUCUGACCCAGGUGGGAAUUGCAAGCAGAAUUGGGGCCCAGCCUGUGGAAAUUCCUCCUGGCAGAGGCAGCCAGUACGGGGGACCAGGCUGGCCUGUGUACGGGGAGGAGGAGGCAGGACGAAGAGAAGCUACCCAUAUGCUUGGACAUCAAGAGUAUUCUUCUUCACCGCUGUUUCAGGUGCCAAGGACUUCGGGCAGGGAGCCCUCAGCCCCUCCAGGGAACGUCACCCACCGAGGGCUGCAGGGCCCGGGGCUGGGCUACCCCACCAGCUCCACAGAGGACCUGCAGCCUGGCCACUCCUCCGCCUCCCUCAUCAAAGCGAUCCGAGAGGAGCUCCUGCGGCUCUCUCAGAAACAGGGCUCAGUACAGAGCUUCCACAGCUGAUCAGCCUCCUUUGCAGGUUUGCCAAGUAUCUGCUUCCUGUGGAAGCAAGACCAAAAGGAAAUCAACUGAGUGGGUGUCUGCAAGAGCCGGAAGCAGCAUUUCCGGGCAAGCUGCCCAAGGAAGAGAACGAGUUGCGAUUUUAGAGGAUGCCGUAAAGUCACACGGACAACUCAUGGGACUUUUACUGGCUUGGCAAUUUGGUGACCACUUUGGUUCAGUCAAAAUGUGUGUACUUCAGGCCAAAAGCCAGCACUUCACACACACACACAUACAAACAAACCAAAACACAAACCUAAGCUAACAAAAAUGCUAAGUUAGUUUUCUCUUUCAAAGGCAAGAGGUUAAAACCUAUAGAUGGUUAGGGACAGAUGGGGCAGCACUUCCUUGGGAACCUGACUGGCACGUGCGACACCCCCGCUGCUGUUUCCUGAGAAGAGAGAUUUCAAGACAUUUUAGUAACUGCUUGAUCCCUCUUUUCCUUCAUAGGAACUUAUUUUAAUAGUAAUAUUAACACAACAUCCUGGGACUGUUUGGUAAUCUUAAAGAGCUACUAGUGAGAAACCUAACGGUAGGUUGUGGAGCCUGGUGAUUUCAAACAAAGCCAUCGCCUGCGUUCUUUCUCCUUCUUCUGGUGCUACAGCUCUGAGGGCCCUUCACCUUUCUGCCUGUGAAUACAACCGUGGCUUUUGCAGUAGAAGAGUAUGUUGGCGGUUUUAUUGUGUUCUGGGGUGAGGGGAAGAAAAGAAAACUCCUGCACUGAGGAGGGGGAAGCUUAGUAUUUAUUUGCUUAUUCAAAAUACAUAUCAGACUUUAAGAUUUCCAGUCUUAGUUGUAUUUGCUGUUUAUUUGUUGGGCUCACCCAGCUGUUGGUGACAUGUCACUGCGUCUCAGUGAGGUCCAUCCUACAGAAGGAAGCUGUUGGGAUGUCCUAACUGCCAGGUCCUUGUACUUCACUGACAGUUUGCUCACAGGUUGUCUUUGAAUGAGGUGUCUUGGGGAAGCAGACAUUCUUUUUGAUGGUUGUUAGGACCACCCAGUUGUCCUGAAUGUACCCAGUAGAGUCAGGUUCCCUGAGUUCCAGGCUGGCAGUGGACCUUUGUUCCUGUCAGCCUCUGUGACAACUGAACAAACACAGGGUUUUGAGACCACAAAGGAAAUGAGAGUUUCCCCCAUUUUUUAUUUUGCUAUUAUUUCUUUGUCUGAAAACUGUCUCAUUCACUUUAGGCCAGAGAGCGGUCAUUUCACAGUACGCUUCUGAAGUCACAUUGCUCAGCCUCUGACUCCAUGUCAUUCUGUACUCUGAUGCCUGAAUGAAACUCCGGGAAAUUGCAGGCUAACGGGAGUCUUAAGCCUCUUUAUUAGAUGAAUGAAUACUUUUGAUUGAACAGCAGAUGAUGGGGUAGAGUUUAGGGAGCUCAGCUUAAGUUUCACGAACUUGGGAACAGCUACACAAGUACCCAGACUGUAGUCAUGGCUGCAGUAUUGGUUCUGCCCUUCUCAGUCAGUCUCAGGACACAAGGACACUGGAAACUGGUGCAGCCAGCACUUCCGUGUACACUCUAGGUGAGAAGGUGUACGGGGCCGGGUCGGGGAGGGGACCCGCAGGCACUCUGUAGAGCACGCAGGAAGAGGCCCCUCUCUGGACUUACUUAUUUGUUAGUCUUGAUUUAAUACUUAUCUUCCUAAGCUGGAAGAUCCUCUUUCCAAGCCACUCAAACAACCAAGUCUCAAAUAUCCAGGCAGAAUUUUAGUGUGACACUGUGUGAGAGAUUCAAGUCAUAAAACACACAGAACAAAUGGCCCUUUCUCAGCCCGUGUCAUGAGUGUUUUUGGACAGAGUGUCCUAAAAAUGAUCACCUCCUUUGUACACUGCCAAAAUGAGUCUCGGUGUCAGAGGAUGUGACGACAACAGCAAUUUCAAUGCCUUUGAAAUUGUCAUGAAGGGAUUCUACCUGUAGUUUUACUCUUAGAAGAGAUACACCUUUAAACAGGUGUCACAACCAAAGGUAGGGUGUAGUUUGUACUCGGGCCCUUUGGGAGCAUCAGUGCUCAGUUGUUGGUUACUUAAAGCACACCCAGUUUGCACUCCUUUCCCCUAAACACCCUGCACAGCAGGGGUACCACACUGAAACUGCUGUGGGAUAGGCCAUGUCCAGCAGGUGUCCAGUCAAUCAUCCAGUGUGCUCCCCUGAAAAAGGUCCUGCUCAGUGUGUGUAACUUUGGUGUUCCACAUACUAAAGCACCCCAAAGUGAAAAGUUUAAUGUCUGUCCUUUUCUCCUAAUCUUAGGAGGUCCUGUUGAGAAACACAAACUGCAAAUCUUGAGUCAGAAUUUUAGGACAGAGUGCUUGGAGAAGUGCUUUUUUUUUUUUUUUUUUUUUUUCAGUCUCCUUAGUUGCUAAUUCCUUGUGUUCAGUUCCUUCUGUAUGUCAUUCUUGUUAUCAACAAGACCAUAUCCCCUCACCCCCCAACACACACACCUCAUAGGAUCUUUGCUUCUAAAAAUCAAGUGUGAUCUGCUUGCAGACACCCUGGAGGAGGAGACUCAGUCACUGUGAACAUGUAAGAGGUCGUUUGUGUGAAUGUUCUGACAUGGAUGAUGUGCUGUGCUGUGAUCUGCCAGUGUCUGGGGUCACAGGUAGGUUAUCAGAACAAAACUGAAAGCCCAGCAUGACUGCUGCUACUGCUGUUUUGCUUCAGACUUACCACUUCCUCUGUCAGCGUCAAAGGUCACCCAUGAAGCAUUGUUUUUGCUCUGACUUUCUGCAGUUUCUAACACUAAAUAGGUGACCAGACACAAGCCUUGUCUUCCAAGAGAUCUUAGAAUCUAAGCUGGGUAGUACAGACAGGUGUAAAAAGAUGGAGGCUUUAGAUAAGCAGGGUGUCUUAGGUAACCAUAAAAUGCAAAGGACACAGGUGUGUUGGAUAUUCAGAAGUCACAGAAGUUGCAUGUUUGGGAUAGACGAGAUUUUACAGGAGAAGCCACUGUGAUGUUACUCAAGCCAGUGAUGAUACAGCAAGGGCUGACCCUCACAGUUGUCCUGGGAAAGGGUUUAGGAAUUGUGUACUCUGUCACUAAAAGUGAACCCUCAAUCCAAAGAGGAGGAACUAGUGUUGGAAGAAAACAUGUCUGGUAAUGCAGCAAGCAAAUGUCCAGGCUGGUGAUGAUCUGCCUAGGAAGAGCCCCAGUGUGGGGGAAUGGAGGUCAGAGACCAAGGACUGCUGCUGUCUGCUCUAAAGUAAGUCAGUGGUGUUGAGAUGGGACCUUUGUGGUCCUUAGCAGGUUGUGGCUUCUUUAUGUGCACGUCCAUGCUUUCCUCCAGUUUUUAUUUCAUUUCAGAGUGUGAACAUUGAGAGAUUCUGAAAGCACAUGGCUUUUAAACAGUAGGAUUUUGCAAAGUCGAAAUUUUGAAGGCAUGAGUCCAGUGACCCAAAGCAUAGGUGCAAGUAUGGCUGGAAGGUUUCAGGCUGAAACCAGUAAUUCGCUGCAUUCUUGUACAGAGAGUGUUCACUGCAGUUUCAGGUCUUGGUGAGUACUCUAUAACCAAGCCAGCCCCCAGGACUGUUUUGGCAGGAUUUUGUGAGUUAAUCAUUCCUUGGGCUUCCCUUGGCCUCUUCAUCCUGGAUUCUUAGAUGGGAAUAAACUGCACACUUAGAAGGAGUUGGGUCAAGGUUCUGGGCACAGGGCAGGGUGCUUCUGAGUGGAGUUCUCGCCAUGUCUUUUCUACCUCUGAAGUAAGUCACCAGAGCCUGCUCGUCCACAUCUGAUCCAGGCAGGAGUAUGAGGAAGUCUGCUUCUACAACCGUGAGCACAAACAUGCCUGUAUGGGACAGUCCAUUCAGCCUUGUCAUUUAGUCCAGCCCAUUACAGGCGUUCCUGGAACAGGUGAGAGGGUUUUUGUGGGCCUCUGUUGUAACAUUCUCAUGAAAUAUAUAGGCUUACACUCAUCACCUAGUAAACAAGAGUGGUGCACAUUUCAGGUGGUUUAUUUUGUGGGGGAGGGGCUGGGGUGGUAAUUGUGGGUGUUUAAACUAGAAUUCUUUUGUCCGGAUUAAAAAGACUUGAAAACUGAACCGUCAUGGUAUAGUGUUAAUUCAUGCCUGUGUGUGUAAUAGGACACUCAACAAUUAUCUUACGAACACACAGCAGCAUUGAAGUGUAGAAAAAAAAAUAGUAAAUGCCUUUGGGAACACGAAUCGGUUAAAAACCAGCUAGGACACAAGAGGAGCAGUGAAUGUCUGCCUCUGAUCUGCUCCUCCCAGGUCGGAGUCCCACAGGGCAGGUCACGAUAUAGGCUCCCUGCUUUGUGCCUGGGUUUUCCUGCUUUGGGCCACUUCAGUGAUUACUUAGAGCAUCACUGAUAUCCUUUCUUAUGCCCACAAGAUUUCAAGUACUCAUGACUCCCAAGUAUGCAGUUUGGGAAUCUGGCUAAAGCCAGUCUUUAAAGUUCUGCCGAUGUUGUAAGGAAAAAAGCAGGAAGGUCCAGAGGAACCAAGGUUUCUGGUCAUUAGUUCAGGCGUUCUGAGCACCAGGGAGUUGGUUCAGAAACAACAGCGGUGGGUUUUCCUGGCCUUUCUGCACAGCUCCCUGUGGAGUAGAGAGGAGCCAGAGACGAGAGCUAGCAUUCUCAGGGAAGCUUGCUCUACCAUGCUGCUCCGGAUGUCGACUUUCUCCAACUUGGUUGAGGUCCGUGUUCUGACUUUCUGCACCCUCAUGCUAGAUAAUGCGUGUUAAUAUACAAAACUGCAGAGUAAAUUGGGCCAAUUGUGGCAUCAAGACUGCAACUUGACAAUCACGGUCUGCUGAUCUCAAACGGGCACUUAAAACUCAGUGUGGGUGUGUGAUUUAGCGACUGAGCCUGCCCUUCUGUUUGUCAGUUACGUUUCUACCCUUCAAUUAGCUGCACUGUUUUCUAAUGUGCUGUAGAGUUUGGAAAUAAUUUAUGCAAGUGUUUGGUUUCCAUGUUUACAAUUUUUACAGCUUUCCUAGCAUUUUAAAUGGAAAUGUCAAUAAAUGCUACGAAUUGGUGUCGAA
Meriones unguiculatus (Mongolian gerbil) is the source of this 11135-nucleotide messenger RNA. RefSeq names its product KIAA1549 ortholog. The coding region runs from base 507 to 6101 and encodes 1864 amino acids. Lineage: Eukaryota; Metazoa; Chordata; Mammalia; Rodentia; Muridae. The record is from RefSeq and is a predicted model, not a curated record. The transcript is spliced from 20 exons.